Messenger RNA from Adineta ricciae, 4782 nucleotides. Lineage: Eukaryota; Metazoa; Rotifera; Eurotatoria; Adinetida; Adinetidae. The record is from the annotation of a GenBank genome assembly.
AUGAAUUAUCAAAGAAUUUUCUUAGUCUUUAUUUUAUUUAUUAUUCAUUGUCACGGUGUCAAAGAUAAAUUUGUUUCCAUUACACUUGAUGCCAAAUGGCUAGAUACUCCAUUGCAUCAAGAAGCAAGUGAAUUUCUUGCGACACAGAAUAAACAAUAUUUUUGGUCAUUGAUCAACGAUGUUAGCUCAUUUGACUCAUUCACACCGGACGCACUUGGUUCAGCAAAGAAUUAUCAUGACCAACUGCUGUCGUUUAGUAGUCGAUAUUUAAAUACUAUAACUAAUAACUUAUUACGCAUGGCACUUGCUCUUCGAUCUUACUCACCAGGUGUUCAAAUGAUGCGUCGAAUGGCACAUGAUACCGGUAUGACACGGCAAUGUUCAACAUUCGUAGAUAUACAUGGUAUUUACACGUGUAAUGUCGAAGAAGUCGAAACACUAGUUGAAUCUGUCGGUGAUCGAUCGAAAUUUUUAUUGCCAUUCGAUCAUCACUUUCCUGGCAAGUCGGAUGAUGAAAAUAAACCGGUUGCAACUGUUGUUCUCUACGGUGAUUUUGGUAAUCAGAAUGAAUUUCGAUCAUUUCACAGUAAACUUUCUUCAUUGGCAUUGAAUGGAAAGAUUGAUUAUGUUCUUCGUCAUAACAGCCAGUCGUCAAACGAAAAUCGACGAAAAGUUCGUUUAGCUGGCUAUGGAGUCGAACUACAAAUUAAAAGUACAGAGUACAAAGCAACAGACGAUUCAAAAAUUCGUGAUGAUCAAACGAAUGUAACUGCUGCUAAUGAAGAAAAACAAGAAGAAGCAAUUCAUGGUUUUAUUUUUUCGAAACUCAAAGAACUUCAUCCUGAGAAACAAACAGAAUUAAAUGAAUUUCGUACUUAUCUUCUUGAUGGUUCGGAUCCAAUGACACCAUUGAAAGCAUGGCAAAUGCAAGAUCUCAGUUUACAGUGUGCAUUCCGUGCAUUAUCUGAAAAAACACCCGAAGCAGCAUUUAACACAUUAGUAGAAUUAUCUCAAAACUUUCCAUCCCGUGCUCGUCUUUUAUCGAAAGUCAAGAUCGACUCGUCAUUUCGUGAUGCUCAUCGAUCAAAUCAAGAUGAAUUUCGUAAUCAGAUGGAACUUGAAGCUGGUCAUUCUAGUUUAUUUAUUAAUUCAAUUCCUCAAUCAUUGGACACAAUUGAUCUCUAUGUUUUACUUAAUACACUAUUGAACGAAGGACAAAUGAUGGAACGUCUUCAUAUGAUUGGUUUAAACAAAACUCAUACACGACAAUUACUUACCAAUGAAUUAAAUAUCCAAGCGAUCAAUUAUAUUUUAGAUUUUCGUCAUCCAGCAAUCUUUUGGUUGAAUGAUCUGGAGAAAGACUCACAAUAUUCUAAAUGGCCUUCGAGUUACUACGAUUUGUUACGUAACAACUUCUUCGGUGGUCUUCGUACAAUACGAAAAAAUCUUUACAAUCUCGUUUUGGUCAUCGAUCCAUCAGACAUCGAUACUUCGUAUGAAUUGAUGAAAAAUAUUGAAGCGUAUUUCGUUCAUGAAUUACCUAUACGGAUUGGUGUCGUGUUUAUUACUUCUGAUGAAUAUAGUAUUCAACUUUAUCGCGCAUUUCGAUAUCUUCUGAAGCAACAUGGAAAUCCCGCACGCGCAUUGUCUUUUGUGAACGAGUUAUACAAAAGUAAAAACACGGAUGUGAAACAGGUCUUUUCGAAGAAAGCGAAAUAUUCCGGCAGUUUGACAUCGAUUUUUGACGAUCCGAAUCCAUUCGAGACUGAACGUCUAGAAAUGAACGCAUAUUUCGAACAGAGCGGUCUUUCCCGUGGUAAUCCGCACGUUCUAUUCAAUGGAAAUCCGUUGACUGCUGAUGAAUUGCUACCUACUGCAUUUGAAGAUGUCAUCACAACACGAAUGUUAAGAAUGCAAUUCGAUAUUCAACAACAAGUUUACCACGGUCAAUUGCGAGAUUCCGAUAAUAUCAUCGAGUUAUUAAAUACUAAACCCAACGUAGUUAAACGUUUAAAUCAACGAAUCUUUGGACAAACAGGAUCGAUGCCAACUGUUUAUAUCGAUUUGUCAAUGACUGAUGGUCAAGCAAAAGAUGUGUUCGAUGCGGAAAAGUUUCGAACGUUAUCUGUUCGAGAGCAAGCAGCAGUUAUCAUGUCGAGUAUGAUCUAUCUAGGCAAAAAGGAUGAAUUAGGACAACCACUCUAUCCGAUUACACUGUGGAUCGCAUGUGAUCUUGAUCGACCUGAGGGACGGCAAUUGUUUUUGAAUGCAUUGCUUUACUUGAAGAGUCAUACACAUGCUAGAUUAGGUUUACUGGCAUCAUUCGAUUCGGAAUCUAAUCUGGGUAGCCAUCCGAUCACCAAAGCUGUUUAUACUGCUACAAAAUUGCUUUCACCACCGAUCGCCCGUACAUUUAUUACGAAAUUACUGAAGGAUGAAAGUGUUAUUGAAGAUUUACUAGCAAAACGAAAAUCUUGGUCAGAUGUAACUGUCAGUGGUUUAAGUGGUGAAACACUUGAACAAGAACUAGCUACAUUCGAUGAUAAUAUUUUCCGUUCGCAUUCGAUUUUUAUCGAACAAGGUCUGAAUUUACCUCGUGGUUCACGAGCUGUUCUUGUCAAUGGACGCAUUCUCGGACCACUACAUAACAAUGAACAGUUUACCGAAGAUGAUUUCAUUCUUUUGGAUAAACAUCUAUCAACAACCAUCAACGAUCGUCUCGUUCGUAUGGUAAACAAAUUACAACUGUCAAACGAUCCAUCUGAACUCUCCAAUCUUCUCAUGCGUAUAUCAUCGAUUGUUAGUCAAAAUGAUAAGAGUUCAACGCCUGUCACACGAAAACAAACACCACGUAUAUCAACCACAUCCAAGGCGGUACUUCACCUUCCAGCCGCCCACGCUGACGAGCCAGCCUUCUUAGUCGAAGCCAUUAUUGAUCCAGCAUCUCGUGACGGACAACGCUUAUUAGCUUUACUGUCCGCUCUACGUCAAUCAGUCAAUAUUGAUCUGACUAUUUAUUUUAACUGUAAAUUACAAUUAUCCGAAAUGCCGUUGAAGAGUUUCUAUCGUUACGUUUAUGAUAUCAAUUUACAACAAAUGCCCAGUGCAUUGUUCCAGUACGUACCUGAAACACCCAUCUUAACAUUAGGUAUGGUCACACCAGAAUCGUGGAUGGUUGAAGCAGUUACAUCGCCGUAUGAUUUGGAUAACAUACACUUGAAAAAUGUGCCCGUUGGUGUAAGUGCCAAUUUUGAAUUACAAUAUUUACUCAUUGAAGGACAAUGUUUUGACGAAACUCAAAGUUAUCCACGUGGUUUACAAUUGAUUUUGGGAACAAAUCGAACGAAAAAUAUGUUCGAUACUAUUGUUAUGGCGAAUCUGGGUUAUUUCCAACUGAAAGCAUUUCCAGGUGUAUGGCAUUUAAAUUUACGUGAAGGUCGUUCCGACGAUAUCUACACAAUCGCAUCGCACGAUAAUACCGAUUCGUCGACACGAACGAGUCAACCAGUGAUCGUUGCUAUACGUUCAUUUGAUGCACGAUGGAUCAAAGUUUAUGUUGCAAGAAAACCCGGCAAAGAAAAUGACAAAUUGCUCGAAGAUGAUGGAUCUGAAGAUGCUUCGGCUGGCGGUGGUAGUAUAUGGGAUUCAUUCAGUUUUGGAGGCUCACCAUCGGGAUCGGUUGGAACAAAAAUCGACGAAGUAUCCGAUGAUACGAUCAAUAUUUUCUCAGUUGCUAGUGGUCAUCUGUACGAACGGCUAUUGCGUAUUAUGAUGCUAAGUGUUCUCAAGAAUACGAAGAAACCAGUGAAGUUUUGGUUCUUGAAAAACUUUCUCUCACCUAUAUUUACCAGUUUCUUACCUUAUUACGCUCAACAUUAUAACUUUACUUAUGAACUUGUUCAAUAUAAAUGGCCAAAAUGGUUAACAGUUUAUCCCACAGAAAAACAGCGUGUUAUUUGGGGUUAUAAAAUCCUUUUCUUAGAUGUCUUGUUUCCAUUGGAUUUGAAAAAGGUUAUUUUCGUCGACGCGGAUCAAGUCGUCCGAGCUGAUAUGGCUGAGCUGCGUGAUCUAGACUUACACGGUGCACCGUACGGUUAUGUUCCAUUCUGUGAAAAUCGUCGUGAAAUGGAUGGUUAUCGAUUUUGGAAAUCGGGGUACUGGGCUAGCCAUUUAGGCCAUCGACGUUAUCAUAUCUCAGCACUUUAUGUCAUUGAUUUGAAGAAGUUCCGUAAGAUAGCUGCUGGUGAUCGUCUUCGUGGUCAAUAUUACGGUUUAAGUCAAGAUCCGAAUUCAUUAUCGAAUCUUGAUCAAGAUUUACCGAACAAUAUGAUUCAUCAAGUCAACAUUUAUUCUUUACCUGAAGAAUGGCUCUGGUGUGAAACAUGGUGUAAUGAUGAAUCGAAGAAACGUGCCAAAACAAUUGAUCUGUGCAACAAUCCACAAACCAAAGAAUCGAAAUUAACAGCAGCAACACGUAUCAUUUCGGAAUGGACAGACUAUGAUCAAGAAAUAAAAAAUCUAAUCAAUCAAUGGGAGGAAGCCGGCAAGCCAAAAGUGACCUUAACAUCAACAGCAACCACCGAUGCAAAGAUUGUUGACCAUGGAGAUUCAAUUCAUACACAUGAUCCUACUGACUUUGACUGGUUGUUAUCUCAAAUAUAUUUUGUUUUGUUCGUUUCCGAUGCUGAUUAUCCACAAGAAGAAAACAAAUAUGUUCGUUUUGUUUUUCAUCAUGAUCAGAAGGUGAAGAGUGAAAUACAAAGCUGUUUUAUUAUCAAAUAA